Messenger RNA from Diceros bicornis minor, 1889 nucleotides. RefSeq names its product zinc finger and BTB domain containing 32 (gene ZBTB32). Gene Ontology annotation, molecular function: protein binding; RNA polymerase II cis-regulatory region sequence-specific DNA binding; DNA-binding transcription factor activity, RNA polymerase II-specific. Gene Ontology annotation, biological process: regulation of transcription by RNA polymerase II. The coding region runs from base 281 to 1828 and encodes 515 amino acids. Lineage: Eukaryota; Metazoa; Chordata; Mammalia; Perissodactyla; Rhinocerotidae. The record is from RefSeq and is a predicted model, not a curated record. Gene Ontology annotation, cellular component: nucleus. The transcript has 6 exons.
GAGGGGUGAAGCAGAGCCGGGAGUAUAAAACCACACCCCCUUGGGGGACUGUGGCAGACUGAUACUUGGGACACCCAAUGGAAGACUGUGAGGUCAGAGGCGGGGCUAGCUCCAGCGGGGGGGCCCCAGGAGCCCCAACAGCAGUUCAGAGCAUGCGGUGUCCAGGAGGAAGCUACAACCGGCUUGAGAAUAUGCUGUUCCUCCCUCUCCUUUCUGCCACAGACCCCACACUGUGGCCUUUCUCUCAGAACCUCUGAGAUUGGUACCCAGGCAAGGCACAAUGCCCCUGUCCCCAACAAGACUGCCUAGCCCCUAUGGCUCUGAUCGCCUGGUACGGCUAGCAGCCAGGCUCCGGCCAGCACUAUGUGAUACCCUGAUCACCGUGGGGAGCCAGGAGUUCCCUGCCCACAGCCUGGUGCUGGCAGGUGCAAGCCAGCAGCUGGGCCGCAGGGGCCGCUGGGCUCUGGUGAAAGGCAUCAGCCCUUCCACCUUUGCCCAGCUUCUAUACUUUGUUUAUGGAGAGAGCGUAGAGCUUCAGCCUGGGGAACUGGAACCCCUUGAGGAGGCGGCCAGGGCCUUGGGGGUACAGUCCCUGGAAGAGGCGUGCAGAAGGGUUCGAAGGGACAGGGCUAGAGAAGAGCUGGGUCCGGGACUGAAGGAACAUCAGGAGGAGCCAGAGAAACCCACAAAGGGUUCUGAGAGAGGAGUAGGGGCCCUUGGAGAGAAGCAGAGACCAGAGAAAUUUGUUAGAGCUGGUGGGCGAGAACAGGAAACACUGCAGAAGCACAGGCCACCAAGAGAGAGCCCUGAGAUGGCAGAGGCAACGAGGGAGGGCCAGGGAGUGCAGAUGAGAUUCAAGGAGAAACUCAACCAAUUCCCUGUUGGCCAUGGGGGAGUAGAUGGGAAGCAAGAAGUGAUCAUGUGGGUGAGGGAGACUCCAGGGGGCUCUGAGGAAAGUCUGCAGGAGUUCCCUGGCCCCCUUCCCCCACCUGCUUCCCUCCAAACCAGCGUCACCCCUAGGCCCUGGUGGGCUGAGGCCCCUUGGUUAGGGGAGGGGCAGCCUGCCCUAUGGAGCAUCCUGCUGUUGCCGCCCAGAUAUGGCACCCCCUUCCCCCAUAGCACCCCCAUCACUGGAACCUGGCAGGAGGUCUGGCCUCAGGACGAGAGGAAGAGAUUGGCCACAAUCCCAGAUUUUGCCAAGGCUGUAACUCUUCCCCACCCCACCCCCAGGAUGCCACUGUCCCUAAACCUCCACAAAGGGCUCUGGAGCCAGAACCAAGUGGCCUCCUCCAGCCCAACCCCAGGUUCCCUCCACCAGGGCCCCGCACAGCUCAGCCCUGUGGAGAUGGAAGAGUCUGAUCAGAGGCACACAGGUGCACUUGCAACUUGUGUGGGUCAUAUGGGCACUGCAGGCCGCCCAUCUUGCCAGCACCCCCCCCUGCCCCCUCCUGCUCGGUCCAGGCCCUAUUCUUGUUCUGUCUGUGGAAAGAGGUUUUCACUCAAGCAUCAGAUGGAGACGCACUACCGAGUCCACACAGGAGAGAAGCCCUUCUCCUGUAGCCUCUGUCCCCAGCGCUCCCGGGACUUCUCGGCCAUGACCAAGCACCUGCGGACGCACGGGGCGGCACCCUACCGCUGCCCUCUGUGCCAGGCCGGCUGCCCCAGCCUGGCUUCCAUGCAGGCGCACAUGCGCGGCCACUCGCCCAGUCAGCUCCCGCCCGGAUGGACCAUUCGCUCCACCUUCCUCUACUCCUCCUCCUCCUCCUCCUCCUCGAGGCCGUCCCGGGCCUCGACCUCUCCCUGUAGGCCUCCUUCCUCCACCACCUGACGGGGUGUCGGUAGCUUCUUUGGCUUCAGCCAAGAGUACAAUUAAAGAACGAAAGACGGGC